Molecule: messenger RNA, 1434 nt
Organism: Pezoporus flaviventris
Lineage: Eukaryota; Metazoa; Chordata; Aves; Psittaciformes; Psittacidae
Product: hyaluronan and proteoglycan link protein 4-like
Exons: 4
Coding region: 261-1322 (353 amino acids)
Biological process (GO): cell adhesion
Molecular function (GO): hyaluronic acid binding
Source: RefSeq, a predicted model, not a curated record
UGGAUGGGGAAUUACGGGGUAAAACUCCUUCCACCCCACGGGCUCCCCUCGCAUCCCGGGCCGGGGGCACCGGCGGUACCGGGGCACCGGUGACCUUGGCGAGCCGGCGGCCCUGCGCAGCUCCGGGAGCCGGGGCAGGGCCGGGCCGAGCUCCCGGUGCCGCCCCCUGCGCGGAGCCGCACCGGCAGCACCGGCGGUACCGGAGCGCUCCUGCGGGCGGGCCCCUCCCGCGGGUGGACACCGGCGCCCGCAGAGACACGAUGUGUCCCCGAAGCCCCUGGGCUGCUCUCCCCGCAGCUCUGCUGCUCCUCACCUGCGUCCUCGCCUCUGAUACGGUGCCCAGCGCCCGGGGACGGAAGAAGGUGGUCCAUGUCAUGGAGGGUGAGAGCGGGGCCGUGGUGGUGCAAACAGCGCCAGGGAAGGUGGUGACCCACCGGGGUGGCACCAUCAUCCUGCCCUGCCGCUACCACUACGAUGUGUCUGCGCACGACCCGGCCGAGAUCCGCCUCAAGUGGACCAAGGUGACGGAGCCCAUGGCCUUCGUGGACGUGUUCGUGGCGCUGGGCAAGGCGCGGCGGGCGUUCGGCAGCUACCGCGGCCGCACGGCGCUGCAGGAGGACGGCUUCGGCGACGCCUCGCUCAUCAUCCGCAACGUCACCCUGCAAGACUACGGCCGCUACGAGUGCGAGGGUCACCAACGAGCUGGAGGACGACGCCGGCAUGGUCAAGCUGGACCUCGAAGGCGUGAUCUUCCCUACCACCCACGCCUGGGCCGCUACACACUGAACUUCCAUGAGGCCCAGCAGGCGUGCCUGGAGCAGGAUGGGAUCCUGGCCUCACACGAUCAGUUGCACCAGGCCUGGCUGGAGGGCAUGGACUGGUGCAACGCCGGCUGGCUGGAGGACGGCUCCGUGCAGUAUCCCAUCUCCCGGCCACGGGAGGAGUGCGGCCGCAAGGAUACGCCGGUGGGGGUCCGAAACUACGGGUACCGGCACAAGGAGAGCGAGCACUAUGAUGCCUUCUGCUUCACCUCCAACCUCAUGGUAACCGAGGGGAAGCUGAGGCACGGAGCACCCAGCUCCCUGAUUUGGCUGGGUGGGAUGGGGGGGGUUUCCCAUGGUGGUUCAGCUCUGGAUGAGAGAAGGGUGCAGCUGUAUGUGCCUUCCUUGGAGAACCCUACAUAUCAAGUGGGGGUUCAGUGCUGGGAACCCCCAGCAAGGACCACGAUUUGUCCCUGUUGCCUUUGUGCUCUUAGCAAAACCCAUCUCUUCUGGGCAGGAGCAGGGGGCGGAGGGAACUGCAGCAGCAAACAGCAGGGGUGAUGGAUGAGGCCAGGGCCUGGCAAGACAGAUGGGAGCCGGCCUGGCUGCGGGGCUGUGUGGAUUCCUCCUUGCUGGCAGGGCCGCGGGGGCUCCGCCGCUGUUGGUUUAGUGG